Molecule: messenger RNA, 1032 nt
Organism: Rhinocladiella mackenziei CBS 650.93
Lineage: Eukaryota; Fungi; Ascomycota; Eurotiomycetes; Chaetothyriales; Herpotrichiellaceae
Exons: 2
Coding region: 1-1032 (343 amino acids)
Biological process (GO): transsulfuration
Cellular component (GO): mitochondrion
Molecular function (GO): thiosulfate-cyanide sulfurtransferase activity
Source: RefSeq, a predicted model, not a curated record
AUGCCGUCCGUCAUGCCUUCAUCACGCCUCUGGCGUUCGGGAGCUCUUCGCCCGGUUCGCCCCCGAUUUCAAUGUAUGUCAGUUCUUCAGCGUCAUGAGUUUUCGUCCUACGUUGUUACUCCUAAAGAAGUCGAUGACGCCCUGAGCAAAAAUGCUCCUACCGCAAUAUCUACCGCACCCAAAGUCAUCCCUAUCUGUGCGGCAUGGUUCAUGCCCAACGAUACCCAAAAAAGAACUGGCCUCGAGGCUUUCAGAAAGAAAAGAAUACCCACUGCACGUUUCUUCGACAUUGAUGAAAUAAAAGACCGAGAGUCGGAUUUCCCCCACAUGCUGCCGACCUGCGAUGUGUUCGCAGACGCCAUGGGCAAACUUGGAGUCAGGAAAGAGGACGAGUUGGUCAUCUAUGACACCGAAGAGCUUGGAUUAUUUUCCGCCCCUCGAGUCGCAUGGACAAUGCGGGUUUAUGGCCAUCCCAAGGUCCACGUGCUCAAUAACUUUCGCAUCUGGGUCAAAGAAGGUUAUCCUGUAGAGACCGGACCUCCAAAAGUGCCCAAUAUUACGAAAUAUCCUGUACCAAGUUACAACACCGACAUGGUGGUGAAGUUUGCCGAAAUGAAAACCAUCGGCUAUGAUUAUGGCAAAGAGGGCUCCGAAGAAAUCCAAAUACUCGAUGCCCGAUCCCAAGGUCGGUGGGAGGGCACUGAGCCAGAACCAAGACCUGGCUUGAAAUCAGGACAUAUGCCAGGUUCCAUGAAUCUUCCAUUUCAAGAACUUCUUGAUCCCGAAACCAAGGCCCUGUUACCUCGCGAAGAAUUGAAGAAAAUUUUUGAGUUAAAAAAGCUUGACUCAACAAAACCAUUCAUCGCCACUUGCGGUACUGGUGUGACGGCAGCAAUAAUUGAAGCUGCUCUCAAAGAGGCCGAAUUCGGAUCCGAUCAUGAUCGAAGGCUCUAUGACGGAAGCUGGACAGAAUGGGCAUCGAGAGUUUCCCCCACGAGCGGCUUGAUCAAGUCCAUCGGUCCCACUCGAUGA